AUGUGUGACAAGUGGCCUCUCUUGAAGUUCCCAGACUUUGGCAUGAGCAAGGGCAGCAAGGGCAUCGGGAACUUGAACAACUACAUCCAGGCUGCGGUGGGCAAAAUUGCCAGAGAGGGCGGGCACAGCUUCAACAAGGGCGGUAAGAACUACACCGGCAACCAGAGCAGGCAGAAGGCAGAGGAGUUGGGUCUGAACCUCUCGGAUGCCACCUAUGAGACCAUCGCGCACAUGCCGCUGAGGAAAGCCACGCGCCUUAUCGAGGAAGCUGCCCAACGCCAAUCGGAGGGCGAAGAUCCAAAUCAGUACAUCGAAAGAGAGGCUCUCGUGGAUGACGAGCCUGAGGCAAAGCGGCGGCGUGUUUGA
Molecule: messenger RNA, 366 nt
Organism: Effrenium voratum
Lineage: Eukaryota; Dinophyceae; Suessiales; Symbiodiniaceae
Source: the annotation of a GenBank genome assembly